Prunus avium (sweet cherry) is the source of this 1769-nucleotide messenger RNA. NCBI's taxonomy places the organism in Eukaryota, Viridiplantae, Streptophyta, Magnoliopsida, Rosales, Rosaceae. The record is from RefSeq and is a predicted model, not a curated record.
ACUUUCGUUUAAAAGAAAAUACCAAUAAGACCCAAAAAUAUUUGAAGUUCAUUGAAGUUGAAGAACAGAUUACAGAACGAUAAUCAGAAACUAGAUAGAUGCUAGAUAGUUGGGUGGCUACUAGAUAGAUGCAGAAGCACCAGCCGCUCCCUCUGUCUCCGGCGCCGCCGCUCCCUCUGUCUCCGCCUCCGCCGCCGCUCCCUCUGCCUCUGCCGCCGCCGCCGCCGCCUCCGCCGCCGCUUCCUCCGUUGCUCUCGCUAUCACUGCCGCUGCCGCUGCCGCUGCCACGGCCGCAGUCGCAGGCGUUCCAGCUCUCAGGAGCCCGAGCAGUCCUGGAGCAGCAGGGGCUGCUCCACCUGCUCUCCUUGCCGCCGCCGCACCUCUCUCUGCCUCUGCCGCAGCCGCACCUCUCUUCUCACUUGCAGCCAUCGCUCUUGCCAUGCUAUAACAAGAACCCGCAGUCACAGCAAAAGACAAAACGGUAGUCGCAGCACCCACCCAAACAGACAUAAUUGUGGAUUUUUUCUCCAUGAAUUUCACAGCCCUGUUAUAUUUCUGGAACAUCUGAGGAAGCUCAGAAUUUAAUUUCUCAAGCACCUGGUUGAACCCCUCAACAACCUCAGGGAGCAUCAAGCUGCAGUGUAGGGAGCAAGUUCAGCUGCUGGAGCCGAAAUAACAGAAGCAGAGGCAUGAUGAUGGCCGGAAAUGGCUUCAAUCUUUCUUUCUUGUUUUUUUCUCCCAUAUACGCAUGCCUUUUGGUGAUAUUAUACAAGGAUUAUAAGAGCUGUGAUAAUUUGUCAAACUGCUAAUUCUAGAGAGGAAGAGGCACUGAAGCUGAAGCUGAAUUUGAGAAACUCUUAGGAGCAGCACAUGUUAAAUUUGCAAUAGCAGAAUUGUCAAAGUCUGACAGAGGGGGGAUGAACUUGAGGCAGUAAAGUUCUCACAGCUACUGUAUGGCCGACAUUUCAAAAUGGUUUUCAUUGGGUCUACCAUUUUUGCUUUACAACAGCUAUCAGGCAUAAAUACUGUAUUCUAUUUCUCUUCGACCGUCUUUAAAAGCUUUGGGGCGCCUUCAGAUCUGGCAAACAUAUGUGUUGGGAUCGCGAAUCUAUCUGGGUCAGUUGUUGCAAUGAUCUUGAUGGAUAAGCCUGGAAGAAAGGUGCUUCUUCUUGGAAGUUUUUCUGGCAUGGCAGUGGCAAUGGGUCUUCAAGUAACUGGAGCAAGUUCUUAUGCAUCGGGAUCUGGAGCAUUGAGUCUAUCGGUUGGUUGGUGGCAUGCUGCUGCUGUUUGUCUUGAUGAUUUCUCUUGGAGCUGGUCUGGGGUUGUCAUCUCGAUGCCUACUCGGCAUACAAGCGUGUGGCGUCGAAGGACCAUAUCAAUGCUUUUGAUAGAGAAGAAAGUUCGGGUCUAGUGAAUGCAAAAGGUAUUGGAAACCCUUCAUGGAGACGCUCUUUGCCUCAUAUGCUUGUGGCAACUCUUUCUUACAUUCUUAUUUGGCUACCAUCUCGGAGUGGUUAAUGAGACACUAGAUAGCAUUUCUAUGGACCUUGGUUUCAGUGGGAAUCCCUUUGCUAAGGGUAAUCUUUGUUGUUUUCUCUGCAACUGUCAAUUGAAAUUGCUUAGUCUCCAUUUGAUCUUCUUAAAUAUUUAAGCAUGCUCUGUUCACUUGAGCAGAUUUCACCAGCAUUUGUAAGGGGUACUUUUGGGAGUUUCACCGGCAUUGGAUUUUGAUAUGUAAAUGCUAAGUGAAAAGUUUGUUAUUUACUGCU